CAUACAAGAUGGACGCUUUGUAAUCGUGUGAGGCACGUUUUUGCGGCGUUUUGAAUAUUUUCUUUAAUCAUUCUGUUAAAAAGGUCUCAUUCAAACAGAAAAUAUGUCAGAGGAAGUACAAAAGCAUUCUGUGCACACACUGGUGUUUCGGUCUCUGAAGAGAACGCAUGACAUGUUUAUUGCUGAUCAAGGAAACACACCAGCCAAAGACCAGAAAUGUGAAUUAUUGAAGAGAAAACUAAAAAUAGCAGAUGAAUAUGCUCUUGUGAAAGACAUGCCAAAGGAAGGAGGCAACAAAAUGCAAAAUAAAGAUGUCAUCAAACCACUUGAUGAAAACAACUGGAAUCGUAGCCAGGAUACAACCAUUCUAGGCACACACCCCUACCCAACAGGUUCAGGUAUCCAGUUAACAGAUGGAACAUCUAUGCAUACAGAUCCUAGUAAGGCCUCAAGCAUGGAAAUGGCCUUGUAUGAGAAAAGCAGGAUGAUGGACAUAACUGCAGGAUCUGGAGUCCACGACAUAAAACAGAGUAACCUUGACAGAUCAGAUCCUUCCAAGGCAUUAGUUUCAAUUGGAAAUCAACAAGCUUUGGUACCGAAGAAGGCACCAACCAUGCCUAAACCAUCAUGGCAUCCUCCGUGGAAGUUGUACCGGGUGAUCAGUGGCCACUUGGGCUGGGUGAGGUGUGUAGCUGUGGAACCAGGGAAUCAGUGGUUCGCCACAGGGGCUGGUGACAGAAUGAUAAAGAUCUGGGACCUGGCCAGUGGAACCCUGAAGCUCUCCCUGACAGGCCACAUCAGCUCUGUGAGAGGUCUGUGUGUCAGCCCCAGACAGCCUUACCUUUUCUCUUGCUCCGAAGACAAACAGGUCCGAUGCUGGGACCUCGAGUAUAAUAAGACCACAAGACAUUACCAUGGCCACCUGAGUGCAGUAUAUGCAUUGGAUCUUCACCCAACCAUUGAUGUAUUAGUAACGUGUGGACGUGACGGCACUGCCCGUGUGUGGGAUGUCCGCAGUAAGGCCUGUGUACAUACCCUAACUGGUCACAACAACACAGUGGCUAGCGUCAAAUGUCAGGCCUCUGAACCUCAGGUGAUUACAGGUAGCCACGAUUGUACAAUCAGACUGUGGGACUUGGCCGCAGGUCGGUCAAGAGCGACAUUGACCAAUCAUAAAAAGAGUGUAAGAGCAGUUGCCCUUCAUCCUACUCAGUACAGCUUUGCAUCAGGAUCUCCAGACAACAUUAAACAGUGGAAAUUCCCAGAUGGCAACUUCAUACAGAACCUAUCGGGUCAUAACUCCAUUAUAAAUGCUCUGGCGCUGAACUCAGACGGUGUAUUAGUUUCUGGAGCUGAUAAUGGUUCCAUGUAUUUCUGGGACUGGAGGACGGGGUACAAUUUUCAACGGAUACAGGCCACAGCACAACCAGGCUCUAUCGACUCAGAGUCAGGAAUAUUUGCCAUGACCUAUGAUCAGAGUGGCAGUCGACUCAUCACAGCUGAAGCUGACAAAACUAUCAAAAUAUACAAAGAAGAUGAGACAGCUACCGAAGAAUCUCAUCCUCUCAACUGGCGGCCAGACAUCCAGAGAAAGAAGCGAUACUGAUGUGGUUAUUGUUAAUGAAGUACAAAGUGUCAUCGUGUGUGCCAGAGAUGGACUAGUGUAACGAUUCUGUCAAUCAAGGAUUGAGAGCCCGUAGCCAAGCUAGGUCUAGAGGUCAACUGGCAUCCUAUCUGUCUGUGGACAAUCAAAGUCUGGUGAUAAUCGACAGUGCCCAGAGUGGAUCAUAUAAGUUCAGUCAUGAUUACAUCUGGUCCUUUAUACCGGACUUCGAAAUGUAGCCAUAUAUGCUUAAAUAAUGGCUAUACUUUGAGGUUAUUGUUGAACAUAGCCUGUUAGGGUGAAUUGUCAAUUUUAGUAUAUCUAAUGACCAGUUUAUUUUCUAUCUAGACUUCUUUGAAUAAAUGAUUUUAUAAGACCAAGUUCCUGCCAUAUCUUGACAUAAUGGUUAGAUGAGUAGGGACUCCUCUAACUAGGAAUUUUUCAGCCAUGCAUAACCAGACACUUUGAUCUACGCAGGUCAAAUCUACUACGUGUAACAGUAAAGUCAUUAUUAUGUGAGGCCAUAAAUCUGUUAUGAAAGGUAAGCUAUCAUAAUGAACAUUAUACCAUUUGUCAGCAAUCAUAUUUGGUUGAGAAAUAUUUUUAUAUAUUAUUGCCUUAUUUUAAGGACACAAUAGUUUGAUGGUGUUGAGGGAUGGCAUAGUAACACAUUUGAUAGUGCCUGGAGAAACAGGCAUUAUUCCUUCAUAGUACCCAUGCGUUGCCACUUUUGUCAUGUGAUGUACUCAAUAAUGUUUAUAUUCUUAACAGAAUGAUUAAUAAACAAACUCCAACCAUAUGUUCAUAGCAAGUACAUUACAUGAUCUUGGAGUGGAAUGCUUUUGGGUUUAUAAUGUAACUGCUAAUACUGAGGUAUUCUAUAGCCUACGAUAGCCCUGGACGGUUUUAUAUUGUAUAGCCUCUGCUGACAACAUCCUUUUUGUUUUUAUUUUAUAGCCUCGGCUGAUGGCAUCCUGUUUUUAUUUCAUUAAUUAAACUUAAUGACUCGUGCAUGAUUUCGGAAAUCAUUUUCAUCAUUUAUGUUACAGAAUAACUGAUGUACAUUGUAGGAAUAAUUGCAUUUAUUAUCAGUUUACAAGUGGAAAUGUAAUAUUUGCCAUAACUUCUUCCUUUAGCACUUAAACAUUGAACAUUUAUCAGUCCUCAAGAAGGAGGGAUGCGUAAAUAUUGAUCUUACUAAUGAAUGCUCUUUAAAAAAAGUGGGAGAGGCUGUUGUUGAAGAAGGUACUAAUUAUGGUGAAUUUGAUAAUACAAAUCGAUAGAUUGAGAUCAACUGUCAUCUUGUGCAGUAUAUUGUCAACUGAAUAAAGUGUAUAAUUUUU
Pecten maximus is the source of this 2946-nucleotide messenger RNA. RefSeq names its product pleiotropic regulator 1-like. The record is from RefSeq and is a predicted model, not a curated record. Gene Ontology annotation, cellular component: Prp19 complex; precatalytic spliceosome; catalytic step 2 spliceosome. The transcript is spliced from 14 exons. Gene Ontology annotation, biological process: mRNA splicing, via spliceosome. Gene Ontology annotation, molecular function: protein binding. Bases 104 to 1606 code for a protein of 500 amino acids. NCBI's taxonomy places the organism in Eukaryota, Metazoa, Mollusca, Bivalvia, Pectinida, Pectinidae.